AUGGCAUCUGAUCUGAGGUUUCCAGAGAAAGAGCAAGUGAUGUAUACGCACAAGAAGGACCGUCUUUACAGAGAAGGUAACGGAUUUUUUAUGCUUGUGAGAUGUGGAGGGUGCAGGAACACGACGCACUGUUACUCGCAUUCUCAGAUGAACAUAUCGUGUGGGAAGUGCAAUGACAUUAUCCUGACGUCUUCUGGAGGACUUGCUACGGUUUCUGCUGGAUGCGAGUUUAAGAAGGUUGCGAGAAAUAGUGAUUAA
Messenger RNA from Ordospora colligata OC4, 258 nucleotides. Its product is annotated as ribosomal protein S27. Gene Ontology annotation, biological process: ribosomal small subunit assembly; translation. Gene Ontology annotation, cellular component: ribosome; cytosolic small ribosomal subunit. NCBI's taxonomy places the organism in Eukaryota, Fungi, Microsporidia, Ordosporidae. The transcript has a single exon. Bases 1 to 258 code for a protein of 85 amino acids. The record is from RefSeq and is a predicted model, not a curated record. Gene Ontology annotation, molecular function: RNA binding; structural constituent of ribosome.